AUGAGGCGCGCUGGACGCCGGGCGGCCGGGCCGAGCGCCGCCCCCGGAUCCGGGGCCCGCCCAGGACCGGACGCCCCCACCCCCGGGCCCCGGGCCCCGGUGGUGCCCGGGCAGCAUGCCGUCCCCCAGCGAGUCGGGGGCGGGCUGACGCGGCUGGGCCCGGGCCGGCCGUGGGGCCGGGCCCUGCUGGGGCUGGGGGUGGCCCAGCUGGUCCUGGGGGUCCUGGUGGCCGCCGGCAGCCUCCUGGCCGCCUCCUUCACCGCCUCCAACAAGAUGCAGCGCUCCUGCCCGUCCUGGGCCGGCUUCUCGCUGACCCUGUCCGGCCUGGUGGGCAUCGUGUGCUGGAAGCGGCCUCUCACCCUGGUGAUCUCCUUCUUCUCCCUCCUGUCUGUCCUGUGUGUGGUGGUCAGCCUGGCCGGGGCCGUGCUCACCUGUAGGAACGCCCAGCUGGCCCGGGACUUCCACGACUGCCAGCUGCUCAAGGGUGUUUGCGUGUGCUGCCCGCCGCCUCCGCUGCCCCGCGACUGCCUGCCCGGGGGGCAGGCCCUCAGCCUCUACCCCAACCCCAACUGCCCCGGGGCACCCAUGGCCUUCAAGGACCUGCUGUUCAGCGUCUGCGGCCUGACGGCCUGCGCCACCGUCCUCUGCUCCGUCUCGGCCGUGCUCUGCUGCGUCCGGAUCUUCUCCCUGGACCUGGCGCACACGCUGGCCCCGCAGAGGACGGCCUCCACCCCCCCGGGCUGGGUAUCUCCGCCCGCCCCGCUGCUUCACACCGUGCUCGACCUGGAGGAGUUCGUGCCCCCCGUGCCCCCGCCGCCCUACUACCCGCCUGAGUACACCUGCAGCUCCGAGACCGAUGCCCAGAGCAUCACCUACAACGGAUCGAUGGACAGUCCGGUGCCCCUGUACCCGACGGACUGCCCCCCGUCCUACGAGGCCGUCAUGGGGCUGUGUGGCAGCAGCCAGGCGACGCUGUUCGACCCCCACCUGCACACCUCCUGCACCUGUGAGCGGGCCGCCUCCAUCGUGGACGUGUCGAUGGACAGCGGCUCCCUGGCGCUGUCGGGCAUCGGCGACAUCCCGGGGGACUCGAGCCCGUCGGAGGACUCGUGCCUGCUGGAGCUCCAGGGGUCCAUGCGGUCGGUGGACUACGUGCUGUUCCGCUCCAUCCAGCGCAGCCGGGCCGGCUACUGCCUCAGCCUCGACUGCGGGCGGCCCUGCGGGCUCCGGGGCCCCUUCGAGGACCGGCCCGGGCCCCCCGACCCGCCCCGGGCCGCCCGCUCCUUCUCCUGCUCGGCCCCCGGGCCCCCGUCGCCCCCGCCGCCGCCGGCGGGAAGGCCUCCGGCCCCUGCCCACAGUUGCCACCGCCUGGAGGCCUGGCCGGGGCCCUGCUUCCCCGAGCUGCGCCGCCGAGGGCCCCGCGGGCCCGGGGCGGGUGGUGGGCCCGGGCCCCGGGGUGCCCCCCGCCGCUUCAGCGACAGCUCGGGCUCCCUCACGCCGCCCGCCCGCUCGCCCCGAGCCCCUCACACCCCCGUCGACGACGCCGACGCCGACGCCGACGCCUCCGCGCCGCCCGCCGCCCCGCUGCCCCGGGCCCGCAGCGACCCCGGAAUCGCCCGCCCGCACCCACAAGCUGACUUCAGGGACUGUUAUACCAAAGUGCUGGACGAAGAGUCGGCCUCCGUCUCCUCUGCGGACACAGGGCUCUGCUCGGACGCCUGCCUCUUCCGCCUGGGCCGCUGCCCCUCUCCGCGGCUGCUCCGCGCCCGCUCGGCCGAGAAGCGCCGCCCGCCGCCGCCGCCGCCACUGCCCGCCUGGCACAAAGGAGCCCCGGCCCCUCCGGACGCCCCGGCCCCCGCGGGCCCCGCGCCCGCCCACUCGCUGGGCGACCUGAAGGGAGGACGGCCUGGUCGCGGCCUGGUGGCGCGGUUCCUCCACGUGUCCCGGCGGCGGCUGGAGCCCGACGCGCCCAAGCAGGUACCCCCGAGCCCGUGGGCCCGGCCGAGCCACGAGGAGCUGCACCUGCGGAGCUGCGGAGACCUGAGCUCCGGCUCUUCCCUGCGCCGGCUCCUCUCUGCCCGGAGGCUGGACCGCUCCAACCGCCCCCGCAGCCUCAACGGGGGCAGCCGGGAGAGCGGCCUGUGACGCCCCCCCAACCCUGAGGGGACGGGGAUGGGGGCGGAGGACCCCCCCUCCCUUCCCCCCGCACCCCCUCUCACGACCCCCUGAAUGCCCCCACUCUCCCCGUCCCCUCCUCUCUGCUCUUGGCCCUUCGCUCAUCCGCUGCAUGGGACUAAGGAGGGGGCCCGGGGACGGGCCCGCUUUGAAGCCGACCCUCCUCCCCCCCCCGCCCAUCAAGAAGGAGGUUGGAGGGAUGGGGAGGACCAAUAAACUCUCUUUAAUAAACUAAUAAAUUAAUAAACCAAUAAAC
This is a messenger RNA of Tachyglossus aculeatus (Australian echidna), 2431 nucleotides long. RefSeq names its product family with sequence similarity 189 member B (gene ENTREP3). The record is from RefSeq and is a predicted model, not a curated record. The transcript is spliced from 14 exons. Gene Ontology annotation, cellular component: membrane. NCBI's taxonomy places the organism in Eukaryota, Metazoa, Chordata, Mammalia, Monotremata, Tachyglossidae. The coding region runs from base 1 to 2145 and encodes 714 amino acids.